This is a messenger RNA of Ictidomys tridecemlineatus (thirteen-lined ground squirrel), 12649 nucleotides long. RefSeq names its product opioid receptor mu 1 (gene Oprm1). NCBI's taxonomy places the organism in Eukaryota, Metazoa, Chordata, Mammalia, Rodentia, Sciuridae. Gene Ontology annotation, cellular component: plasma membrane; neuron projection. Gene Ontology annotation, molecular function: beta-endorphin receptor activity; morphine receptor activity; G-protein beta-subunit binding. The record is from RefSeq and is a predicted model, not a curated record. Gene Ontology annotation, biological process: neuropeptide signaling pathway; G protein-coupled opioid receptor signaling pathway; sensory perception of pain.
AAACUCUGUGUCUCUCCCCAGCCUGUCUCCCCAACUCCCUCCUGCAUUCUGCCACCGCCCCCCUUAGAUGUUAGAAGUGCUUGCAGAGCAGAGUGCCCAGGGAAGAGCUGGACUCCCUGAAUUGCUUUGCGCAAAAUCCACCCCUCUCCUCUCCCUCCUCUCCAGACUCCGCAUCCCCCACAGCCCUCCCUCCGCGAGCCUGUCGCUGUGGGGUUGGGGACGUGCCUCUGUGUACUACUAAAGUGGGAGGGGGCAGCAAGCGGAAGAUCAUGUCAGAUGCAGCUUCCCCCUUCUGCCUGACGCUCCCCUCUGGUUCCGCCAGAGUUGGUCCCUGUAAGAAAUAGCCGGAGCUGUAGCCGCGGCGAGAGAGAGCGGCUGAGGCGCGUGGAACCCGAAAAGUCCGGGAGCUCCGGGUUACCUCGCGUCCUGGUCCCCGGCAGGCCGUCAGCACCAUGGACAGCAGCGCCGUCCCCGCGAACGCCAGCAACUGCAGCGAUCCCUUCCCGCGGUCGAGUUGCCCCCCAGCACCGAGCACCAGUUCCUGGGUCAACUUGUCCCACUUUGAUGGCAACCUGUCCGACCCGUGCGGUCCGAACCGCACCGAGCUGGGCGGGAGCGGCGGCCAGUGCCCUCCGUCCGGCAGUCCUUCCAUGAUCACGGCCAUCACCAUCAUGGCCCUCUACUCCAUCGUGUGUGUGGUGGGGCUCUUCGGAAACUUCCUGGUCAUGUACGUGAUCGUCAGAUACACCAAAAUGAAGACUGCCACCAAUAUCUACAUUUUCAACCUUGCUCUAGCAGAUGCCCUGGCGACCAGCACCCUGCCCUUCCAGAGUGUCAAUUACCUAAUGGGAACGUGGCCGUUUGGCACCAUCCUUUGCAAGAUUGUGAUCUCCAUCGAUUACUACAACAUGUUCACCAGCAUAUUCACCCUCUGCACCAUGAGUGUGGAUCGCUACAUCGCAGUCUGCCACCCAGUCAAGGCCCUGGAUUUCCGUACUCCCCGAAAUGCCAAAAUUGUCAACAUCUGCAACUGGAUUCUCUCUUCUGCCAUUGGUCUGCCUGUGAUGUUCAUGGCAACAACAAAAUACAGGCAGGGUUCCAUAGACUGCACCCUGACGUUCUCUCACCCGACCUGGUACUGGGAGAACCUGCUGAAGAUCUGUGUUUUCAUCUUUGCCUUCAUCAUGCCCGUGCUCAUCAUCACCGUGUGCUACGGGCUGAUGAUCUUGCGCCUCAAGAGUGUCCGCAUGCUCUCGGGCUCCAAAGAAAAGGACCGGAACCUGCGGCGCAUCACCAGGAUGGUGCUGGUGGUGGUGGCGGUGUUCAUCGUCUGCUGGACGCCCAUCCACAUUUACGUCAUCGUCAAGGCCUUGAUCACCAUCCCAGAAACCACGUUCCAGACGGUCUCCUGGCACUUCUGCAUUGCUCUGGGUUACACAAACAGCUGCCUGAACCCAGUCCUUUAUGCAUUUCUGGAUGAAAACUUCAAACGAUGCUUCAGAGAAUUCUGUAUCCCAACCUCUUCCACCAUCGAGCAACAAAACUCCACUCGAAUCCGUCAGAACACUAGAGACCACCCCUCCACAGCCAAUACGGUGGACAGGACCAACCAUCAGCUAGAAAAUCUGGAAGCAGAAACCGCUCCUCUGCCCUAAUGGGGUCUCCUGCCAUUCAGAGCCUCCCUGAGCUUAGAAGCCUCUAUCUAUGUGGAAACGAGUCACUGUGAGAUGGACAGGAGCCUGAGAUUCCUAGGCAAGCGCCUGCUUCCGAGUCCUCCAGUCUGUCCUCUCUGGCUUCCCCACUCUGCACCUUAUAGGGACAUGCAAACUCUAUCAAGCCCUUGAAAGGAAAAGAGUACAUCCCACCCAUGACCCCGGCUUGAGUACAUCAUCACAAGGAAGUCGCCCGAGGGGACCACAGUCUGCCGUGGUAUGUGAAUUGGGGUCAUCGUUGAUGGUGGCCCUUCUGUACUUACUAUUCUGUUGCCAGCAAAUAUUUAUGACCUGGUCAAACAAAAACCACCAAUUGUUAAAUCCACCACAGUAACACAUAAAGUAAACGCUACCUCUGACCACGCACGUCUUGUGGAAAGUCCCAGUCUCUCUAAUCUUUUGUGAGGUGAUCUAUUUGUGACCCUAAUGUUCACCUUAAAAUUGCCAUCUGGUUAAGACACCAUUUGCACUUCCAUGUCUUGGUUUCCUAUCGUCUAAGAGACAGUAAUGGAAAGGCAAGAGAUGAACAGAAAAGCUCAUCCAGGAAUGCGUCGACCAGCUGCAGAAGGGUUGAUCUCCCACAGGGCAAGCACCUCCUGAGAGUCACAGGAGGUGACAGUUCCUUAGGCUGUCAGUGUUCCCUUGCUGGCUGUCAUUUAAGUGCUCACAGAGGGUAACAGUCAGCCCACCAACUCAUCGUUUCAUGCCCAAGAAAGCAGAACGCUGGAACACACUCUUCCCUUCUCACUCCUCUCUCCACACUGUACACAGUAUUUUCCUUUUUUAAAACUCAGCUCAAAAUACAGACGCCUUUUGAAUCAGUGUGAUAAAACGACAGAUGUUUCUGUUGAGUGCCAGAAUAGUUUCAAUGGUUUUUUAAAAAAAUAUAUGGACUCGAUAAACCUAAUCACAAAACAUGAAAGACUCAAACAACCACAGAGGAAAACAGGCAAUCUGCUUUCCAACCUUGUUUAAUUACUUGGAUGUGAAAUAUUCACCAUGGCCCCAAACCGUUUCCCUGAACACUACAAUUAUGUAAUAAUAUCAUCACCAAUAUUUGGGUCUUUUCUGAGCUCUGCUAAUGGUCAAGUUUUCUUUGUAAAACAUCAGUCUUCUGAGUGGUUUCUCUAAGACAAUUCCUCUCCUAGACUGGCUUUCUUUGUGGUGAUACCAGUGGAGACCUGGUGAAUGCCCGUUUCAUUUGAUCUGUGUAGACAGCGAGCUGGACGGCCCUGCUGAGCAGCCACGUUGCACGUCUGUCUAAAUACAUCCAGUGCACUGCCACUGCAGUUAUCUACAAAACACGGCUCCUGCUCCCCUUGCAAGUGUUCUGGAGCCCAUGAGCUGCUAAGAGACUCAACUGUAAAAUGUGUAUCCUUUUAUCAAUCUAACGAGACACAAAUACACUGCAGACAUCCACAGGCAAUGCACACAGGAGACAGCUGUCAGGGAUCAGAAGGACUGAAUUUUCCAUCUCAGAUCCUGCCAGCUGUAAUCAUGUGGGCCCAAGCCCAGGAUCCACUACAGGAGAAAAAAACAAAAGCCAAGAUAAAUGUUUUAACGCUUCCUCCUGACGAUGCCUUGUGUUGGUCUCUGGUGAGCUCCAUUUCUCAAGUAGAUAGAAACACAUAAUGUUAAAUUUUUUUUUCACAUUUUCUGAUAAAAGUAAUUAAAAUCAGAGCCUGAAAAAGAUUUAGAGUUUUAAUGCAGAAAAUUGCAAAUGAAACACACUAAGGGAGAAUGAAGUAUUUGUACAUAAGUAGUGGGGAGGAGGAUUCUUGCUUUGAAAGUGCCAUGAUAAUAGGAUUUCUCUCAAGAAAUGGUUUCUGCACAGAAGGCUGUUUCUCAGCCAUCCUCCUUCUGCCUGAUGAGCCUCUCUCAGUAUGAAUUGUCCAGCACGUGGUUGAGGCAGUCCAGUCUUGAUAGAGGACUUGGUCCAACUUUUCCUACAAGCGCAUCUGUAUGCAAAAGGCUCUUCCAUGCCAUCUCUUAGAUGCUGCAUAGAACGCACAAUGAAAGGCUUCAUCUUACAAACAGGACAUUCUAAAUAACACAUUGUUGACAUUUUGCCUGGAAAACCAUUUUUGUUGUAAAAUUCAUGACAAGCAGAGAGGUAACAACUUAGGUGGGCUACAGCUCCUUGUAAAGAUGAAGAUAGAGAAAACACGGGAUUCUGUCUGUUCUUCCUUCUUAUUUCACCCCUUAGGGAUGGGAUUGCUUCCUAGGGUGGUUUCCCAGGGACACAGACUGCAGACAGGAAGCAGAAGUCUUGCUACUUUGAUGACUUGGGGUAGGAGGGCUAGUUGGCUGUGUCCAAAGCAGUGCUGGCCUUUACUUCCGUCUCCGCCUUCACCUCACUGCUGUUUUGCCCCCAUGUCCUUCUUUCCCUACCCAUCACUAGAAAGGAAAGAAGAGAGUGGGGAGACCCAGCUGGGGUAAGAGUGACUCCAGGGAUCCAUGGAGGAAGCCUGUGGGGAGCAGCUCAGAAGGGGACUGGUCACGCUUUUAUUUUAAACAUUUUGCUGUAAUGUUCUGGAUUAAUCUUAAUUGGUUGACAUGGAAUAUGUGUUUGUGAAGAUACUCAAAGCCUGGGUUUUAAGGUCCUAUAGAUCUGCAUCUGAAGACACGUUGUGAAAGUGUUUUGGUUUGUGGUUUCGAACAGUAAAUUUCAGUUCUCCUAGCUUCUGUCUUCUCUUAAAAGUUCAGAUAAUAACAGUCAACCUCCUUGGGUUGUGAUCAGGAUCAAGGAAGACAACGUUGUCAACAUUUUUGCCGCUGUGACUAAAAGACCCAACCAGAAUAAUUGUAGAGGAGGAAGAGUUUGUUUGAGAGCUCACAGUUUUAGAGGCCUUAAUCCAUAGAAGACUGGUUCCACUCCUCAGGGCUUGAGGUGAAGCAGAACAUCAUGGCCAAAGAGUAUGGCAGAGAGAAGCAGCUCACAUGAUGAUCAGGAAGCAGACAUACACCAGAUACAGAAGCUAUACCCCAUAGGCAGGCCCCCAGUGAACCACCUCCUCCAGCCACACCUUACCACCUUAGUUACCACUCAGUUAAUCCCUAUCAGAGGAUUAAUUCACUGAUUGGGUUAAGGCUCUCAUAACCCAAUCCUUUCUCCUCCAAACCUUCUUGGAUUGUCUCCCACGUGAGCUUUUGGGCAACACCUCACAUCCAAACCAUAACAAACAAACGUAUAUAAAAAGCUUGGCCUACCAGGUAGUAAAUGCUCCCUAUGUGUCGUGAAAAUUAUAAAUGAAAACUAUCAAUGUCGAAGAAAACAAUAGGCAGACGAAACCUCAAGGGAAUCAUCCCUGGGAACCAUCUCUGAUCACUUUUGGCACAAAACCCUGAGAAGUGCCUCCUUUUCUCCCUGUUGGAGAUGGUUCAGAAUCAUAGUGAGAGAACAGGGCAGGCAGGCUGCAUUUAAGAAGACUAUAUCAUUAAGGUCCAAUGGUGGGACAUCUGUCCAGGAGCCAAUUGAAUUUAAUCAAUUUAAAUUCAAUUUAAAAAUUUCAACCCACAGUCAUUGUUCUCCAUUGUCAUCAAAAUGUUUAAAAUAUAAGGAAUUAUGAACAUCAAUAAAUAAGCAAAGAAAUAAGAAAUAAGCCAACCCAGAUGCCCAACAGCUCCAUGUGCUACAGUGUGUGGCAGUAUUCAAGUUCUUGUCAUGGCACUUCCUAGACGAGGAAGCAGAUGGUCCAGUUAAUUUCAUUCAUCCAAUACAGUGCCAUGUGAAGGUGCAUCACAAAUAAAAGAACCUAGGCACCACUGACACUGAGAUUUAGGACAAUGAGAAGUGGAUUAAGAGGGUAUUGAAGAUGCGUAGCUUAUAACAAAGUACUUUUCAAAUAACAUUGAAUAAAUGCUGUGUAUGCAUUUUAAAGGAAUUUUUAGCACUCUGAAAACAUUAAAAUUAAAUAUAUCAAUCUUUGAAAGCACCUCUUAACUCAAAUAUAUGAAUGGAUGCUUCCAGACCCUGGGCACACAUUCUAAGGUAAAUUAAUCUUCCAGCAUUCUUUUCACCACACAGUGGAUACAAAUUUAAUCACAUAUGUUUCAACUCAUUUUGCAUUUCCUCUUAGCUUGGAGUAACCAAGAAGUUCACUAAAGUCUGCACAUGGAAUUGCACUCACACUUUACAAAGCUACAGAGGAAGUUGGGACAGUUCCUGCUUCUUCUGCAUUUUGAGAGAUUCAGGUUUGCAUUUCAGAGUCAAACCACCUGAAAAUAAUCCUUAAAAUGCUCACGUCUGCAAGUCCUGGACUCGGCACCCAGGGAAGCCAGUUCCCCUUUAUCUCUCAAACUCUAGAAAUGCAGUGUGUCUCUGAUCCAUUCACAACUGAGAGCAUUUCAUUACGCUGAGACAAUUAAAACUCUGCUGCAAUCCAGUGAGAUGCUCCUAGAUGACACCAUGGGGUCUGAGGCAGGCAGGAUUGUGUAUUUGGGAAAUGGGAAUGGAGAACCAAGUAGAACCAAUGCAGGGUAAGAAAGGAAGGGAGCACUUGCCAUUUUUAUUUUCCUCCCCUUGGAAUUAGUUAGCUUCACACCUUACUACACUCAAAGAAAAUAGUUGGCAUGAUCACCCUUUAUCUAAAGAAAUCAUCUUUAAAAGUACUCAGAUGUUUUGUAGAGUAGGUAGCCAUCUAGUCAAAAUUGCACAGAUUCUGUAAGAUCUUUCAGGGCCACAUUGGAGCACCAGCAGCUUCACUAGAUGGUUUUACUGACCCGGUUUUCAGGAAAAGUUCUGUUCUUAUUAGAACACCACAGAAGCUAAACCAGUCCUCUGGUAUUGUAAAAAUUACCAAGAUUGAUCAGAAUAGUUCCAGAUGUUUCAAUUCAACCAGGUUGUGUUUAAGAAUACUGUCAUAAAGGUCAAAGGCAAAAGCCCAUCAAAGGGCCUGACUGUGGAACAUCUGUCCAGGAGCCAACUGAAUCUAAUUAGAAAAAAAAAUUUCAACUGACUUUUUCAAAAUUUAUUUUAUUUUUUUAUUUGUUCUAAUUAGUUAUACAUGAGAGUAGAAGGCACUUUGCUACAUCAUACACAGACAGAAUAUAAUUUCUCACUCUUCUGAUUGUAUAUGAUGUGGAAUCCUUUCUGUCAUAUAAUUAUAUAUGUACAUAGAGUAAUAAUGUCUGAUUCAUUAUACUAUCCUUCCUACCUAUUUAUCCCCUCCCCUCCUUUCAUUCCCCUCUACCUAAUUGAAAGUAACUCUAUUCUCAGGUGAUGUGUCUUCAUUUUUGGUUUUGAAAUAAUGGUGAUAUCAAUCAUAUCCCGAAAAGGAGGAUAACCCAUUUUUGUGGUAAUUGAAGUUGCCUGUCUCUGUAUGUCUUAAUCACUUAUGGUCACCCAGAACUGUUUUACAAAUCAAAUGUACUUUACUUCUCAGCCCGCCAUCAUGUGUGUGAAAUCUAGCCUGUCUCAUUGAAAAAGAGAUCAACUGCUCAAGUUCCAACUAAUAGUAUUACCUUCUUAGCAAUAUAUGCAUUGCCUAUAAAGAAAAAAAUGCAUUCUUUUAAGAUUUCAGAGAGGGAGCCCAGCUAAAGCACACUGGAGACAGGGGAAAUUCACCUCUUGGCGUGCACCAUAAUAAAAAUGUUUAGCAACAAAAGGUGUCUCAGGAAAAGGCUGUUUAAAAUAUUGUCUACCACUUCCUUCUUGUCUUGAAAUUGGGGUUUUGAAAAGACCGAGAUCUUUAAAGCAGGCUAUUACCUUUUGCUUUAAAUGCAUAAGUGUUCAAUUUGCAUUACCCGAUAAUGUUAGGAAAUUUCCCAUGAAUACCAGAGUUACGAAAUACUAACUGGAAACGAGAGAAGAAGUGGUAUGAACCAAGGAAGAAAUAAGUAGAAGAGGAAGGGCAGAAAGUGAUGGCUUAGAUCCCCGGUGAAACUGAACAUAGACGACACAUAUGCCCAUCAGCAAGAGUGAGAUUCAUUAAUUUAAUUAAUUUGGUCAAUGAAUACCAGAGAGAAGAGAGAGGAGAUUACAUGUGUGUGACCUGGUGGCUGUGAUUUUCCUACCCAAGAAGUCAAAGCAGAGGACUCUGAGAAAGAGAACAGCCACUGUUUUCCUCCCCUUGGAGGGUAGCAGAUGUGCCCCACCACUGCAUGAUAUUAGCAGGGCUCUCCUUGCCCUGGUCGCCUCUGGAGACAGGCUUCUGGUUUAGAGAUGCUUUUCUUAGUUCAUAUCUGGUUAUGGUGGCCAUGUCACCACCCUUCACUUCUGUGACAUCAAAACAACCAUGCCUAUGAAUUAGCAGGUGCCUUUUCUAUCUGCAAGUCUGGGUGGAGUUGCUGGCCCUGUUCUUGGCAGUUCUGCAUUAGGAAGCCUAAUUGCAGGUGCUGGGUUCUCUGUGAGCCCUCUGAAGUUCUCCAAGAAGAGGUGAGCCAGGGGACCCUUCUGGACUCUGAGUGACAUUAGCGUCCUCACUUUCCCUUAAUGAGAAAGCACCAUUGCACAACACAGACUUGAGAGCAGUAUUAAACUCUGUGCUUUUCUUCCACCCCCAGACGGUACAUAGGGCUUUUCUUCUGCCCUGUUCCAAGACGUCUUACUUUAAAAUUACUGAGCAUUAUCGUCUAAGGAUUCUGACUACCAGAGACUUUCAAAAGAGAGACGGCCCCAUCUCUAAUGUGCAUUUGGGUAAAAGGAACCAUUGGGGUUCCUUUUGCCCAGUUUUUUGAGAGGUUGUUGUUGUUCUUUGUUUCCUUUUUGAUUUGGAGAUUUGAGGUGGAUGUUGUUUGUUAUUUGUCCUUGUAUUCAGAGUUCUUCCCUUCUCCCUAAAAUGCCCCUCUCAUCACAUGACAAUAUUCUCCUUAGAAUAAGACCCAAAAGCCUUUCCUCUCUCUCCUGAAUGGAUUUUCUUUUGCAGUGACCUCUGUAGGAGGUCAAUACCACCAGUUGAGAGGUGCCUAUGCCAUGACUUGACACCAUAGCAGGCCACCCACAAUCCCCAUUUCUCCUCCUGAGGUCUCCCUCUAUCCAUCAUUUUGAUAGAGAGCCAGUCAGAAUUCAAUGUCCAAUAUCCUACCAGCACUAGAAGCCCAUCAGCUGAUUCUUGUUCCCCUGCCUCUCUGCAGGUGGGAAACCUGACUCCAAUUGCCUGCUCCUGCAUCUGCAGGGGUCCGCUUGGAAAACAGGAGAAUAACAAGGCUUCCUGUUACUCCUUUGGCUAUGAUACAAUUUGUUCCCAUCUGCCCCCAGGCUCACCCCUGCUCAAACUCAGUGGGGAGCUGCUACUGAUCACUACUGUAUUAACUCAAAACUCAUUUGCUUUAUGGAAAUUUAGGGCCCUUAUUUCCACCAGGGAAUAGAGAAAGCCAACAGGCCUCCUACCCAGCUGGUAUUUUCCAUGCAAGCUACUGCAUCUAUAAAAUUAGAUUCAAAUAACAGGUUAUUUUCAGGAUUUAUAAACUCGGUAUUGGAAAGAGUAGUUGGGCAAGUGUUCUCAGAAUCCCCUUUCUAUCUAUGAAUCAAUUGCAUAACUUCUGCAAAGGCUGGGGAAAAAAAUUCUUGAGAAAAAUUUGAGUUUACCUGAAAACUUUCCAUUGCUUUUGGGUUUUGUUUGUUUUAAAUAGAUCCCAUCCAUUUAUUCAAAGGAAAAACAUGGGGGUGGAGUUAAUCCUGAUCACGUGAUUCCUUUUUCACUUUUAGAAUGAACUCAUCCCUUCUAACCAAAUCUUAUCAUAACCAAUCUAUAAAUUAAGUUACCUAAUACAAUUCCUUCAAUGGCUGAUGUCUAUCAUUGUCAGCAAUAUUCACUACAAUAAAUCCCAGUGAAAUCUCAGAAGAGUAGUGGCCUGUUGAGGUCGAAGGGACAGGCUGCUGACAGGUUGGCACAUGUACAUGGAUGAGCAUAUAAAAACAUGGAUAUCUCUAUUUUAAAGUAUCCUUUUUCUCAUAAUGAGACUGAAGCUUCCAGUAGAAAAUUGAGAGAUCAGUUUGGCUACUUGUUUUCUUAUUGAUUCUGAAGAGAGUUGAAGCCACAUGCUGGCUGUUGUCUGCCUCGCUAAUUUCUCACUUAGAGACAGCUUGAAACUGAGCAGUUACAGGCACCAGGAGAGGAAGGCUGCCUGGUACUUCAAGCAGAACUGAGAGUUAGCAAAGGCAAAUCCAGGAAAUGGCCAUGCCAGCUAAAGGUUAUGUACUUCUGGCAUCACUUUAAAAACGAGCAGUGUUGCUUCUGGCUCUGCUUCCCUGUACUUUUUAUAUUUUAAAGCAUAGAUCUCAUAAUAUUGAGACUCACAUACAUAUAUCAUUGGAAUUUUAAUGCCCAUGGUUUGAGAAAAAUCCAUAAUGGAAAUUAAAAUGUUGAUAACACUUUUAAAUGUGAAUUUGAUUUCUCAAAGACAUCUAAAUUCAUUGGAAAAAUAGCUUUAUAUAUCUUCUUAAACAUAUUUAUUUAGUCGAAAGCUGGAAAAACCCAUGUCAUGUUCCCUCUGACCAGUGGGAACAGCUUUGCAGCCUCUCAAGAAUCCAAGGACCACUGUUGUCUUUUCAAAUGGCUGGUUUGGUUGAAUUUUCCAUUACCGAUCAGAUGCUACGCAUCUUCAUACCUUAAAAUACCUACCACCGUUCCCCAAAACACUCACACAUGUUUGAGCACACAGACACAGACACACACACACAUGCAUGCACAUAUACAUGCACAUCCACUCAUACAUGCACAUGCAGUACACACAUACAUGCACAUGCAUGCACACAGAUACAGGCACGUGCAAACACAUACAUGUGCAUGAACGAGUGCACUCAUGCACACGCACAUACAUGCACACACAAUAUGCCAAAUACAUGCACAUUCACACAUAUGCACAACAUGGUGAACUAAAACCUUAGAAACCAUGUGGUAAAUUUGAUCAAAGUAAAAAGUAAUCAAUGAACAAAACUUAGCAAGGGCUUACCGCCUUAAUUGGAAGUCUAGAAUCAAUAAGUUACUUGUAAACUCAUAAUUUACAUUUUAUUCUGGAAAAGUCAACAUGCUUUCAACCAUACCUUUUUUAUUUCAAUCUUAGUUUGAAGUUCAAAUCAUUCUAUUAUCUCUACUCAAGCAUCAACUUCACUGAAAAUAUGAACCAUCUUAAAAUAUUAAUCCAUAAAAUUUAAUGUUACUAUUUAUAAUAUAAUAAUCCUAUAAUAAAAUGUCUGUGUUGACUACAGCACUCUGAAUGUUGGAAUACAAGUUCUCAUCAAUUUAAUAGGAAUUAAGUUAUAAAUAUUAGUGUAUAUAUUCCCAUUAUAUGCCAAAAAAUACACACACACAUAUCCACAUAUGCCCUUGUUUUAUGGGAAUUUAUUAAAGAUAAAAGAAGUAUAGGUAUGUAUAUGGAUAUGAAUGGGAAUUUAUGUUUUCAUAUUAAUGGAAAUGUAUUAAUAAUUAUCAUACACUUUAUAUUGGCAUAUAAAUUCUCAUUAGUUUAAUGGGAAUUAAAGAAGAAAUGAGUUUCCACUAAGUCAUUCCUCUUUUUGCAGAACAUAUCCCGAACUUCUCACCUAAGUAAAUAAUAAUUCUAACCAAAAUGACAAGUGAUCUUGUUUUUAUUUUGCUAUUAUAUGAAAAAAGAAACCAUUUUGCAAACAGAGCUUUAUAAAAAGAAACUUCAAAAUCUAUCAAAUGUAGCAAAUAAACAAGUUUUAUUUUAAAGUGUGAAUUUAAACAUUAGGUGCUAUGUUACUUGUCAUCAAUUUUUUUUAAUAUUCAUGACAGAUUUUUGCUAUCCAAUAAUUUCUGCUAGAAAAGAGAAGGUAUGCUGUCAGUUUUUAAUUACUUUUGAAAUUGAGUCAACUAAUAACAUUUAAUUUUAAGACAUACCAAUAAUAUUUCAGUGGCAAAAAAUAAAAUAAAAUAAAACUGUUGUUAAGAAUCUACUUGGUUAGAGUCUGUCAUAAUUAAAUUCACAUAUUCUAAACAGAUUCAUGCCCACAAACUACCUUCCUCCCCAGCAACAGACAGGGCAACAGAAUUGUUCCUUCUUUACUCUGUAGCUUCAAAUUAAACCUAACAUGACCAAUCAGUCCUCUACCCAUGCAUCUCUCGAAUGUGUUCCUGGUCUGACAGAAGAGCAGAAUUUGAUCUCUUUUUUGAAAACAUCAGGAUAAAAUGAGAGCUGGAGUCCUGCCCCCACGGCAGGAUAACAUUUUAAUUCACAUCUGUCCAAAUACCUAAAGAGCAAAUGGAAAUGCCAACCAGUAGCAUAAGAAAGUUCUAGGAGAGCUCAUAUUUGACAGGUUUUGUAUCCAAAUAAAUGAAAACAUAACCACAUUUUUCAAAACAUAGUAUGAAAUCCAUAGACUUAACAAUGAGCAGAACUUGUUUCUUGUGCUUGUCUUUCAGACCUUUUCCCACAUCUACCUUUCAAAAAUACUUCCCUGGGAAUCUGUUUCAUCCAUAUGCCCCUACGAGGAAAAUGAGAAACAAAUACAUAUAUUGCUCAUUGUAUUAAUACACAAAGAAUAAUAUUUAAAAACAUACAACAUCCUUUUCAUUGUGAUGUCUGGAAGUUUUCCUUCAAUAUUCUGUUUAUUCCAUUUUAAUUAAGGUACUAACCCCAUCAUAAUGUCUUUUUAUUAUUGAAAACAUAAGUACCUUCACUUUCAGUAAAGACUAAGCUAUCAUUUUAUCAUUAUGCACAUUUCCAGGUAGGACAAGAUGUUCAGAUGUAGCUUUCAAAAGAAUUACCUGAUUCAUCAUGAUGGUCUCAUAUGCAGAUCAAAAUGUUGACUAGAAUAUCAAACAGUAAGCACAUCACUAAAUUCUUUCUACAUCAUUCCUAUUUGACUGUUUAAGACAGUUGUAUGUAAAAAUAAUAUAAAUGUUUGCAUUGCAUUACUCUUGAUGUGCCAGAACCCAUAAAUGUUUUGGGUUGUAUUGUGAUAUUCUUGCAUGUAAUGUAUGAUAUUUACAUAUAUGACUAAUAAAGAAAACCUAAUAGUGAUGCAAGUCUAA